GCCGCCGCAGGACGCGGAGGACCGCCGGGGCCAGCUGGUCGAGUCCGGGCCGCCCGGAGCGCUGGGGACGAGGACUCAAGCAGCCCCUCCGCCGGUUCCGCGGCCGCCGCCCGAGUGCCGCCCGCGCGCCCCGCUCGGGGCCGGAGAGCGCCGGCCCGCGCCCGGUCACCAUGCUGCUGCCGCGGCUCUGCUGGCUGCCGCUGCUCGCGGCGCUGCUCCCGCCGGCGCCCGCGCAGAAGUUCUCGGCGCUCACGUUUUUGAGAGUUGACCAAGACAAGGACAAAGACUGCAGCUUGGACUGCUCGGGCUCCGCCCAGAAGCCACUGUGCGCCUCCGACGGGAGGACCUUCCUAUCCCGCUGCGAGUUUCAACGCGCCAAGUGCAAAGACCCCCAGCUAGAAAUUGCUUAUCGAGGCAACUGCAAAGACGUGUCCAGGUGCGUGGCCGAGAGGAAGUACACCCAGGAGCAGGCCCGCAGGGAGCUGCAGCAGGUGUUCAUCCCCGAGUGCAGCGACGACGGGACCUACAGCCAGGUCCAGUGCCACAGCUACACGGGGUACUGCUGGUGCGUGACGCCCAACGGGAGGCCCAUCAGCGGCACCGCCGUGGCCCACAAGACACCCCGCUGUCCCGGUUCCAUAAAUGAAAAGGUACCCCAAAGGGAAGGCACAGGAAAAACAGUCUCCUUGCAAAUCUUUUCCGUUCUGAAUUCAGAUGAUGCCUCAGCUCCAGCGCUGGAGACUCAGCCUCAAGGAGACGAGGAAGAUGUUGCAUCACGGUACCCCACACUUUGGACUGAACAAGUUAAAAGUCGACAGAACAAAACCAAUAAGAAUUCAGUGUCCUCGUGCGACCAGGAGCAGCAGUCGGCCCUGGAGGAGGCCAGGCAGCCCAAGAACGACAACGUGGUCAUUCCCGAGUGCGCCCACGGCGGCCUCUACAAGCCGGUGCAGUGCCAUCCGUCCACAGGCUACUGCUGGUGCGUCCUGGUGGACACCGGCCGCCCCAUCCCCGGCACAUCCACCAGGUACGAGCAGCCGAAAUGCGACAACACGGCCAGGGCUCAUCCGGCCAGAACGCGGGACCGGUACAAGAGCCGCCAGCUCCAAGGUUGUCCUGGUGCCAAAAAGAGCGAGUUUCUGACGAGCGUGCUGGACGCGCUGUCCACGGACAUGGUCCACGCGGUCUCCGAUCCCUCCUCUCCCGGCAGGCUCUCGGAACCUGACCCCAGCCACACGCUGGAGGAGCGAGUGGUCCACUGGUAUUUCAAACUGCUGGAUAAAAACAACAGCGGGGACAUCGGCAAAAAGGAAAUCAAGCCCUUCAAGAGAUUUCUUCGGAAGAAGUCCAAACCCAAGAAAUGCGUGAAGAAGUUUGUGGAGUACUGCGAUGUGAAUAACGACAAGUCCAUCUCCCUGCAAGAGCUGAUGGGCUGCCUGGGCGCGACCAGAGAGGAGGUCAAGGCAGACACGGGGAAGCGCCACACCCCUAGAGGUAAUGCUGAAAGCACUUCUAAUCGACAGCCGAAGAAGCAAGGAUAGAUGACUCCACGGCAGGUCCUAGACACGUGGCCGACUCCCUCACCAAAAAGCAAUUAAAAAAAACCAAAACAAACACAUAGUAUUUGCACUUUGUACUUUAACUGUAAAUUCACUUUGUAGAAAUGAGAUAUUUAAACAGACGGCUUUAAUCUGUGAAAAUGGAAGGGCUGGCUUCAGAAAAUUAAUCACAUACAAUGUAUGUGUCCUUCUUUGACCUUCAGAAUCUGUAGCUGGUGGAGAUGUAUUUUGAGUGGAUUUGAGCUUGACUUCUUCAUCCUACACACGUUAGCCGACAGAAGCCUUGGCUGAGGUGCCCUGGCUCCAACCUGUGCCUCCUCCUGACGGGCGCCGUCAUGAGUAGUCCUGCCAGGUUGGCUGUGCCAGGGACCUACUGUCCUGGCGGCAUCGCUGAAUCCAUGCUGGAAGCUCCACGGCCCCGUAGACGUUUGUAGUCGCCUGCUGACCCCGUCCUGGCUUUGUUCAUCUCUUGGGGUUUUGUGUUGGCUUGUUGGUUUUCCUUCCCGAGCUCCUGCUCAUGCAAUGAGUUAUCCAUCCACUAGAGCAGUCUUUACCGUAGUGCCCCGCUAGAAGAGGGGAUAUUUCAAACUCUUCUUGAUAUGCCUGUUUUUCCAUUGCGAGCUUCUGUUUGAGUUUUGCCUUGGGCUCAGAUUAACCAUGCUGUAAAUGCUAGAGAAUUCUGACUGCCUUCCUGAGGCAGCGUGGAGGGGCCCGACAUUCAGAAAAGUAAAUUUAAUCACGAUCUGACCCAGCCAGCCAAACAUGCUUGUCAGCCUUCUUCUCCUCUUACCCCUGGCCCCUGUCCACCCGUCCAUGGUCUACCCCGGGGCUCCCAGGAAGGGAAAACUGCCACCUGAGCAAGUUGUGAGCAGCCUCCUUAAAGAAGGCAUGGCCAGGCGAGGCUGUGCUGGGCGCUGGUCCUGGCAGCUGGGGACAAAGGCCUGUGGGUGCCCGCUUCCCUUCUUCUUUCCUGAAGGUCUGGCCACUGGGAAAUUCACCCGAGUGGGGCUGGACAGGGAUGGGGGCAGCUGAAGGCCCCACGGGGGCAGCGGGGCCGGGCCUCGGGCCAGCUGGCUGCCCCCGUCAGGGCUGGAGCCCCGCCUUCGUGAUGUGCCCACGGGCUCCCCGGAGUGGAGUGGAGUGACAGGCUGUGACGCUGUGUCAGCUCGAGCUUUAGGUUUGGAAAAAAAUCUCCCUGGCCCCAGAUCCCCCAACACAGAGCCUGUCGAUCUGUCUCGACAGUUUUCAUGAAGACGUUUCCUGCAGCGUCUCGUUUAUAUUGUGGGAAAGUCAAAGUGGAAGCUUGGAGCCUCAAAACCAGCCCCCGUGUGUUUCACCAUUGUUUAAGAAACAGUUAUGAUCCUAAAUUUAUUGGAUAAUCUUUUAUAUUUCUGAACUUUGAAUUUAAUCAUUUUUCUUAGAUUAAAAUAAAAUAUGCUAUCAAAACCAUA
Molecule: messenger RNA, 3010 nt
Organism: Bubalus bubalis (water buffalo)
Lineage: Eukaryota; Metazoa; Chordata; Mammalia; Artiodactyla; Bovidae
Gene: SMOC2
Product: SPARC related modular calcium binding 2
Exons: 13
Coding region: 171-1541 (456 amino acids)
Biological process (GO): extracellular matrix organization
Cellular component (GO): basement membrane
Molecular function (GO): extracellular matrix binding; protein binding; calcium ion binding
Source: RefSeq, a predicted model, not a curated record